This is a messenger RNA of Saprolegnia diclina VS20, 2487 nucleotides long. RefSeq lists its product as hypothetical. The record is from RefSeq and is a predicted model, not a curated record. Gene Ontology annotation, molecular function: protein binding. The transcript has 5 exons. NCBI's taxonomy places the organism in Eukaryota, Oomycota, Saprolegniomycetes, Saprolegniales, Saprolegniaceae. Bases 1 to 2487 code for a protein of 828 amino acids.
AUGGAGCAGGCAGAUGCACCUGCCGCGAACGCACCGUCCGAUGAGCCAACGACGACGCCCGACAACGUUUUCGCAGAGCCCCCGGCUCACACACCAGAGCCCGUGGUUGCUGAAGCGGAGCCGCUCCUCUCGGCCACGGUGCCGCGAUUGCACGUGCCGAAACAAGUGGGUCUUUUCGCCGAGGCCGUGCACGAGUACGUGGCAGAGCACGAAGACAGCAGCAUUGCGGCGGACGUGAGCCAUUACGGGCGCAUGCACCACGCGCUGGCCUUGCCGACGUCGGACAAUUUCAUGGUGCUGCCAUCAACAACGUCCAUGUCGACCGUGGCAUCGCUCUUGAGCGAUGCCUUUAAACACCUCGACGCGCUGGCCCCGAAUCACAACAGCGCUGUCGCGACGCUCGAGGACAAGUACGCCGACAUAUGGGCCGAGAUUGAAGCGACCAAAGCUCUGGAUAACAAGAACCGGCUGCGACGAGCAUUUAGUGGCUGGAAGAAACGUGCUCUGCUCCUAAACGUUGUCCGAAAGAUGUCUGUCCGCGCGUACGACCGGCGGCGAUUCCGCAUCUUUGUCGCGUGGCGCACCCGCGUGCGCUUGCUACGGCGCAUCAAGGUCAAGUACCGGCGCGCCGUGGUCCAAGUGGUAGCCUACACGUUUCAACGCAUGAAGCUCUACGCGCAGCGCAGUCGCACGAUCGCCCACAAGCACAGACGCGCAAGAGCCAAGACGCUGCACCACCUCUUCGGCCGCUGGAAGCACCACGUACAGCUUGCGCGACGCGUGCAUCGGUGCCGACGCAAAGUAUGUCUCAAGACGCUUCGUGUGGCGUUUCGGUCCUGGCGCACGCGACUCGCUGCGUGGAGGCAGCUCAAGCGCGGCGUCCGCCAUCUCAUAUCGCCGUUGAGAACCAUGCAUCUCCGCCUGCGUUGGUAUCAAUGGCAACAGCAACAUGCGAUUUGCGGUCGACAAGUGCAACUUCGCCGCGACCAAGCGCAGCGGCGGCGGUUCGUGCUUGAGCGCUGCUUCAAGGCCUGGAAGCGGCAGCUCAUGCUUCGCUACCGCACCGAGCGUGCCAAGAAGCGUCGGCAUCGGGACAGCGUAAGGGACGUUGUCGCGACGUGGAGACAAUACUACCUCGCGCGAAAAGCACUUCGGCCAGAGACGUGGACAUGCGACCUCGUGGGCAUUUGGCUCACAGCGCUCUUUCGCCUACCCCUCGAGGUUGCUACUACGUGCCAGGUUUCGGGGGCAGAGCUCCUCCAGCUGGGGCCCCGUUUGCACAUCGACCUACAUCAACCGUCGUCUUGGGCUGCCACGUCAUUGGAGCGACUGUUACCACAGAUGCCACUCUUUUUCUGCGCAUCCCAUCACCGAAUGGUGCUACUGGAGGCGAUCUCGGCGCUGGCGAGCCCCGUGGCGUCGCAAGCCGCGCGCGAUGCGUUAGCCCGCCACCGCCGGUCCCAGCUCGCGAUGGUCACGGAUCUCUCCAGUUUGCGAUAUUUCUGGGCACAAGACCGGGAACUCCUCGUGUACGUGCGCCGAUUGGACCAGCUGUCCCUCGCGUCCUUUCUGCGCCUCGAGAUGGACGGUCUCUUGCGCGUCUUCCAGCCCCAGAAGCCGUCGCACUUGACCCUUUUGGCGGCUUGCCAAGCCCAACUGCGCGCCCACGACGCCGCCGUAACCGUGCCUACGUCGCCGCCAAGGAGUCCGAUUACGCCAUCGCAGCCCCUGGACAUUGCUGUGUGGCUCACGUCUGUGCACCUCGCCCAAUACAUUCCACGCUUUUUCCAAGCGCACAUCGAUUCGCGCGAGAAGCUUGAGGCGCUGGACCACGCGGCGCUGCGCGACCGCCUGUACAUUCAUUCCAAGCUGCAUCGAGAUAGGCUGCUCAAGUACAUAACGGAGCUCAAGCACGUGCAGUCGCCGCCCCCGCACAUUCCGCUCAAGAAAGGCCACGUACCCAUGGCUGCGUCUUUUCGCCUCAAGCUCGCGCUCAACCACGUCGACGAGACGACGGCGCCGCCCGUGAGACCCAAGGUCGCUGGCACAGCCAAGCUCCAGAAGCAGUUGCGAGCACUCUUCUUCAGCGUCUGUCGCGGCAUGGAAGACCGCGAGUGGAGCCUGGAUCAACUCUACACCGCGAUGCAGUCGACGUCCGUCAGUGGCGUCGUGGCCAAGACGCAGUUUGCCCACGUGCUGCGCAGCUGGUCCAUCGGCCUCUCCAGCGCCCACAUUCAAGCAAUGUGGGAGCCGCUGGCACGCAUGGAUCCUACGUCCAAGCGGGGCGUCGGGUACACAGCCUUCAUGACUUUUUUCCUCGAUGUGUUUGAGCAGCGCUACGAGCUCUUGGCACUGGCCAUCCAGACGCUCCAGGACGAAAGCCACAAGGGCGAGAAGCAGCGCGAGCAGCUCAGUCAGCUCCUGCAGUCGACGGGUCGCGUUCGCCGUAUCUUGACGCUGGCAGGCGUCGACAUGACGCGGCGAUAG